This is a messenger RNA of Aspergillus versicolor CBS 583.65, 1935 nucleotides long. RefSeq lists its product as uncharacterized. Lineage: Eukaryota; Fungi; Ascomycota; Eurotiomycetes; Eurotiales; Aspergillaceae. The record is from RefSeq and is a predicted model, not a curated record. The transcript is spliced from 7 exons. Gene Ontology annotation, biological process: regulation of DNA-templated transcription; DNA-templated transcription. Gene Ontology annotation, molecular function: zinc ion binding; DNA-binding transcription factor activity, RNA polymerase II-specific; DNA binding. Bases 1 to 1935 code for a protein of 644 amino acids.
AUGGCAACUAAAGGAAGACAGCGCGUGUCAGUCGCCUGUGUUCCAUGUCGCCAGAAAAAGCGCCGAUGCGAUGGCCAGAGGCCGGUGUGCCUCACCUGUCAGAAAAAUGGAUCCCUCUGCGAAUACUCGCAGAGUCCUGAAAAGCGAAAGCCACCUACGAAGUGUUAUAUCCAUGCGCUCCACUGCAGAAUCGCCCUCUUGGAGCAUCAACUAGAGCAGUCGAGACGCAGCGUGGAUGGGUCUGCAUUCCCAGGGCCUAAUUCAUCUACUGAGCAUUUGUUAUCUCCUAAGGAUGAAAUGGCCGGCCAAUCUUCGCUGCUGGGAGCUGCCAGCCCCUUGUCUAGCUAUGGAUUGUUUGCAGCAUAUGGACAUCCUAGCAACAGUGAGAAGGAUGAUGGCAUACCACUGGGGAAUAGCACCCCUUCCAUAUGUACCGAUGACCAAGAUCAGAAUCCAUUACUGUAUCUUGAACCGGAGACACAGACUCGGCUCCUAGACGAAUUUUGGACCUGGCAAAAUACGUGGCCGCUCCUCGUCCAUAAGCCGCUGUUCCAAGAGGACUUUCUUCAAAAUGGAGUGAAAGGGUACUUCAGCUCUGCAGUCCUCUCUGCCAUGCUGUCUUUGGGUGCACAGUACACCGAUAAUGACCAAGUCCAGCUGCGGAAUGUGUCCGCUGACUCGCUUGCAACCCACGCGAAGCGCCUGGUGCUUGAUCAAAUCGAACGGCCCAGUCUUUCGCUUACGUUGGCGGCAGCUCUUCUUUCCUUAAAAGGGUUGGCAGAUGACAAUUUGCCUUCAGCUUUUCAGUACAUCGGCAUCGCUCUCCGGCAAGCUCUGUUUCUUGAGCUUCACAAGGAAGCCGCGGCAAUUCACGAUGCUACUUCGUCAUCAGUUGAACUCAAGGAAGCGGGAUAUAUACUAUGGUUAGGUAUUUGGAUUCUGGAAAGACAUAUUGCACAGAUCACCGGCCAGUCGAGUUCAACGCAUGAAUCAGAUAUACAGUCAAUUCCAGUUCCAAUGAUAUCAAGCCUGGAGUAUGACCCCUGGCCGGCCUCCAAUCAUCCAUUAACCCUCACCUCUCAUUGCAUCUCGACUAUGCAGUCGUGCUGCGAUCUCCAACGAAUGGUAUUGCCAGUUCUCGACCAACUUUCUGCACUGUCGGACUAUCAGUCCUUCGACGCCCAGAAUCUGGCGACAAGAACCCACGUUGCCAUGUCCGAGUUCUACAACAAUCUGCCGAGCCAUCUCAGAUUGCCUGCUGCCGCUACCAGACCAGUCCCCGCGCAUGUGUAUCAAUUCCAGUUGCAGCACCACACCCUAAAGGUCAUGCUUCAUCGCCCAUUCCUUCACACUACCCCCUCUAUAAACACCGUACAGGCCUCCCAGGACCCAGAAAUGGUUCACAACCAGUCCGCCACAUUCUCCGCCAUCCGUAUUACCUACAUCAUCAACGCCUAUAAGAAUUUCUAUCCCCUGGACCGACUAUCCCCACUUACCGUUCAAAGUAUUACGCUCUCUUCCCUGAUCCACCUGUUCAAUGCCAGCUCGGCGGACGCGACGCUGGCAAAGCGGUCAAAGGAGCUUCAUCGAUUGAAUUGCCACGUCCUGGGCCAGAUGGCCUCGGCAACGAAGUGCAGUACUCGGGCACUUAAAGUCCUUGAAUCUGUUCAGCGCGAAUGGGAAAGCUCCAUUUCCCUGCAUGAUUCGGUUGAAGGGGGGGACCCAUCUAUGGCUGUGUGCGACACGGUUACAGCUGAGAUGUUGAUGCCUGAGCCAUUCAGCCUGGAUCUUUCGGACGAUGCAUUUAACUGGUUCCAGUUACCCUUGAACGACAAUCUCUUUGAUGAUACAUUUUUAAACUCGCUAUGGAAUGUGGACAGCCUGCCUCCGGGAUGGGACUUGGACAAUGAUAUCAAUGUCGCAACUGAGUUUUAA